CGUAGGGUUUGUUGAGCGGCUGAGGCAACCGCCGUACACAGGGGGCUUCAGCGUUCUGUGGAGUACGCGGCACGUCGGGCCAUGAACUUGGGAGAUGGUUUAAAGCUUGAAACUGAAUUAUUGGAUGGAAAAACCAAGCUAAUAUUGUCUCCAUAUGAACAUAAAUCAAAAAUUUCUGUAAAGAUGGGAAAUAAGACCAAGAUUGCAAAAUGUCCUUUAAGAACUAAACAAACUGGAUACAUUCUAAAAUCAACACAAAAUACUUGUGUCAGGAAUGAAAAACUUUUGCAAAGGAAGAGAAUUGGUUCAGAAACUUCACUGGCAAAAGGUGAAAAAAAUAGUAUCACUUUUUCACCCACUAAGGAUUUAUGCAAGCAGUAUGCAGAUAAAGACUGUCUUCAUAUCCAAAAAGAGAUUUCAUCUGCAACCCCUAAUAUACAGAAAAAUAGAAGCCCUGUGGAUGCAUCUGUCGUAGCUAAACAGCAGCCUUGCAAAAAGCACAUCACAGCUUCAGGUAUGAAGAGCAGUUUCGUUUGUCUAACACAAGACCAACUACAACAGCUUUUGAUGACUAUAAACCAAGGAAAUAAAUCUGUGUCCCUGACUGAGAAUGGAAAGAAGGAAGAAACAAGUCAGUACAGUCUAAAUUUAAACAAUAUUCCUGAUCAGCCAAAGGAUGAGAACAUUAUGGGACUACUCCAAAAAACUGAGGCUGUUUCAUCUGUUCAGGAUGAAAAAAAAUCUGUUUUAAAUAAAAAUCAGGUGACGUCUAAUCAGUAUGAGCAGAAAAUUGCCACAGAGAAUGUAUUGAAACCAACAGAUAUAUUUAGUACCCUGGGAGAAAGAGAACGUGAUAGAAGUUUGUUGGAAGCAAAAAAAGCCCAGUGGAGGAAAGAGCUUGAUGAACAGGUUGCUUUAAAGAAGAAAGAAAAAGAAGCUUCUGAAAAAUGGAAUCAUUGGAAAAAAUUUGAAAGUGAUAAAAUAGGAUGGGAAAAACUUCAAAUUCUUGAUCAAUCUAAGACUUCUGCUGGCUCUUCUAGCAUUGUAUCACAGUCUCCCAGGCAGGUGAUGGUGGUCCAAGCUGAUGGGCACUCACUAUCUAGAGGUAGUCAGAUUUUAGAGGAAGCAGUACUGAUGGAGCACUCUUUCAGUGCUAUGAAGCAAGAACAGCAGAGAAAAUGGAUUGAAGAACUGAACAAGCAAAUAGAAGAUGACCAGCAAAAAAAAAUGGAAGAAAAAAUUAUAUCUUCAAAGGGUGAGGAACAUGACAGAUGGGCAAUGCAUUUUGAUUCAUUAAAGAGCUAUCCUGGUUCUCAGUCUCAGCUGUCUUCUCGGUCAACACACAAACAACCAGAGUACUUCUGUAUCUCUCCGGACACUCAGGAGUUGGCUGAUAUCAGCAGUCUUUGUACACCUACAACUGGAAGCCAGGUUGAACCUUCAGAGGAGGAACACAUAGCAAAACCUGUUACAGAUACGGCUGUGACAAACAGUCAAAAAACAAACUUUCUACGUUCUAUGACUGCUCUUUUGGACCCAGCUCAGAUUGAGGAACGAGACAGGCGGCGACAAAAACAGUUAGAACAUCAGAAAGCCAUCACUGCUCAGGUAGAAGAGAAGCGCAGGAAGAAACAGCUUGAAGAAGAGCAAAGAAAGAAGGAGGAUCAAGAGGAGGAGCGUCGCUUAGCAAGGGAACGAGAAGAGAUGCAGAGACAGUAUGAAGAAGAUAUACUUAAGCAAAAACAAAAGGAAGAAAUCAUGACUCUCAAGACAAACGAACUGUUCCAGAUGAUGCAGAGAGCGCAGGAGCUGGCACAGAGACUGAAACAAGAACAGAGAAUUCGAGAAUUGGCUCAGAAGGGACAUGACACUUCUAGAUUAAUUAAAAAUCUUGGCGUUGAUACAAUACAUAUGGAGUAUAAUGCAUCUGGCAACAUUUCAAAUUCAAGACAUGGCUUGGAUGAAGUCAGCAGUGAAAUGAAUACAUGGAUCAACUCUACAGCCUCUCCCAGGAAGGAUACUGGUGUGCAAACAGAUGACUUAAAUACGGAAAUAUUUACCAAUACAGAAUCAGAAUCCUGCUGUGAAUCAGUAAUAGAGAGGGACGUUAUAAAUUGUUCAUCUUCUGAGAUUCCUGCAGAAUUUAAUCAACAAUUUAACACUAAGAAAAACAAGCAGGAACAAGUAAGUCAGGAUAAAGGAGACAACUUAGAAAAAGAAAACAGUUGGUAUAAUGAUCAGUUCACAAGAACAGAGAGACAAACGAAACAUAUGAAGAAAUAUCCUAAAAGGCCUGAGUGGAAUAUAAAUAAGCCACUCAGAAGGUGUAUUCCAGCAUCAGAAAAAUAUCCUGAACAGCUUCAAAAGCAGAGAGAAGAAAAAAAAAUAAGGCGGCAGAUGGAACUGCUUCAUUUGGUGGAGAAAAAUAAUCCUGGACACCUCUCUCAAAAUAGAGGCACUUCCCCAGAAGUUCUUCAUUUAUCUCAUCAGGAAACUGAACCAAGGUUCAGGUGGCAUCUAGUCACAAAGGAAGAAGAGCCUCUGAGAAUUAAUUCUUUCAGCAAGGAAAGGUCUCGAUCACCACCAGUUCCGGCAGUGAAAAACAGAACGGAACAAACUCAGACACUAAAAAGCAGUAAUUGUGAAAGAGAGAAUCUGCUCUCAGGAAGUAGUCAAACGGAAUUAUCACCUGGGAUUUCUGAACCUUUCGAUUUUAUUCCCUAUGUCCGAACCAAUGAGAUCUAUUACCUUGAUCCAGAUGCACCAUUGUCUAGGCCUUUGACCCAAGAUACACACUACCACAAUCCACGUGACUGUGACCAAGAACAACAGCUAUUUGACUCUGACCAACUCAGGGACCCACUUCUUAAUCCUAACUUGGUGAAAAACAGGGAUCGACAGCAAGCAAUCCUUAAGGGACUAUCAGAACUGAGACAGGGCCUUCUCCAGAAGCAAAGGGAGUUGGAAACUAAUCUCAUGCCUUUAGCUGCAAAUCAAGAAGAAAGUUUUAGUUCUUCGUUUUAAAUGUAGAAAAUCUUCUAUAUGUCUUCCAAAUUAUAAAAUGUGGUUGUUGCUUAAGUGUAUCUUCCAAAUAGCCUAGAUUUAUUUUUAAACUGCUUACUUAAAACUUGUACAUUAUGUAGUAAAAUGCUAUGUAUGUAUAUAUAAUUUUUUAAACAAGAAAUGAGACACUUGUAAAAGCUAAAUAGUUAAAAAAAAAAAAUUUUCUGCUCUGGCACAAUCUGGGUAUUUAAGUCCUAUAAAAACACUUUCUACUUACCUUAACACAGGCUGGAGUUACAGACAACAUUCUUCCACAUUUUACAUGUAGCUUAUUAACUGAAAUAUCACUUAUGUGUUUUGUUCUAUAAAAAGAUUUUAAACGGUAGAACUCAUCCAAGUUCUUUUGAGGCUCCAAAGGAAGGUCUGACAUCCCAACUUUACUGAAAAUAGGCCAGAUUCAGUUUAGGUUUGUGUGGAAAUUUGACUUUUCAAACAAGUUUCUACUAGUAAUGGAGAGGCGGUUAUUAGCAAAUAGAUGUCGGUUUAAAAUUUUAUCUCCACCGUGUACUUAUCUGCAAAUUUAAAAAUUAGUUUUAGUUGUGCACUAAAGUGCUUACCACCUGAAAAAUAUACUUGUUUUUCUAACAAACAAUUUAAAAAUCUAUAGCGAAGUGUUUUCAAAUUGUUUAAUGCCUUUAAUAAACAGAAGCUGACCUUUUGAAAUAUGAAACAAUUUGGUUAAGUGAAAUCAAAGCCCACACAAGCACUAAAAAUUGUAAUUAUCAAAUACUCCCAAAUAAAAGGUUGACCAAAAUUUUUAGCUAUGGGCAAUUUUUACAUAGUUAAUUCUAAAGAUAAAAAAUUAUGCUGCCUGGUAAGUCCUAAGUCCAUAGUUUUAUCAUCUAAAUGAAGCUACACUGUUCAGUAAAUCUUGAGGUAUUGAGCCAAAAGCCUGUAAAUACUUAACAUCACUGGCUUAUACCUGUGUUAAAAACACUAUAUAAAAGCUUAAAAUAAAUACAAUAGAUGAUACAUCAUUUCAGCAAAAGUAGUUGGGAUCCUCUGACAUUAGAUGAAGAAAAAAAGUAAAACCAUUACUAUUCACUGUCCUUUUGCAAAUACCUAUUUUAUAUUAUAAAACCUCAAUUUGAAGCCAAGGUACAGGCGACAUAUAAAUGGAAAACUUAAAAGUGCCAACAUGAGAUAAUUCAAGUACAAUAUAUGUUAAAAAUAUAUAUAUUUAUUUCAAUUUUCAGAUGCUUAAACUGUUACAGGCCAUCAUGAUUUAAAUAAGAGGGACAAAAACAUUUGAGAAAGGAAAAGAAACCUUUUGUUUGUUUAGCGAAUGAAAUAUAAAUUGUUAAUUCAGUUUUAAGAAACAGAGAAAAGUCCGUAACAACCUAUUUCUUAAAAAAAAGUUAUUUCUCUUUUGAAAAUGGCCUGGAAGAAUCACUUUUCCACCAGCUUACGGGAGAUGGAGGUUUAUCUCUAUCCGAGCUUUGAGUAUAAGCAGAUAAAAAGUGAUUUUCACUUUCUUGAGACUGACUUGAUGAGAGGGCAUAUGGUGUCCCCAAAAAUGUUUGAUGAGUGAGAACAUUAAAAUGACUAAACUGAUGGGACAUAUUUAAUUGACUGUGAUAAACCUGAAAGUUGCUAUAUGACUCUUGUUCAGCUGAAUUGCUGUUCUCUCCUUCAGAGCGUUCUAUAUCAAUAGAAGCUCUCUCUUGAGAAUCAAUUUGGUAAGUCUUAUCUUCUAAUAAACUUUUUUGCAAGUCAAGAGACGAUUGCAACUCAAUUUGAAUAUUCUGUUUUUGAUCUGUUCCACUUGAUCCUUUGGUUUCUGUCGCCAAUAUUUCUGAAUGAAAAUUGCUGCAUACUUCUAUUUGUGAGAUUUCAUCCCCUGAAUCCAGAGACAUAUCCUCUUCAUCCUUUUCAUCGUUUUCUAAAAGAGCUACAUUUAAAAAACAAAAAGUCCUCCUCUAUUGAAAUACACAAUUUGUUUAAGUUUUAAAAUUAUACACUACUCACACAAUAUAAUGAAUGCGUCAGGGUCAGCAAGUCCACAAUCCCUUAAAGCUUGGUCUUCUGCCACAAGUUCACUUAGUCACAACACUCACACUAGGUGUGAAUGUCCGGAUAAUCCGAUGCUAAAAGCUUCUGCGAAAUGUGUUCACGUUUAAUGUUGGGAAAUCCCAACUCCCAGCUCCAAAGGGGUUAAUGUCAAAACAGCAUCUAAAGUUAUACGGUAAUUCAGUAUUUGACAAGACAAAUACAAAAUAAAAAUUUUGACAUCUAGCUUCAUUGGAUUACUACGAAACUGGUUAGCUCUAUCAAAUGUCGAUCAUCUCUGCUUUUCUCAGAAACAAAAAUAAGUACACCUUUCAUUUUUCAUAAAACCUGGAACCAAAGCAGAGGCCAUCUCACAAAGGGCUAAAGCUAUGGGUAUCUCUACUACCUUAUAAUUAAAUCGCUUUAUAUGUCUGGGGAGAUUUAAUGGCCCAGUGCUAAAUCCCCGUAUCUGGUUCUCCUUUUUCAUAUAUAACCCCUUUGCUCACAACAGCAGCCGAUAAAGCUUACAUACCUUCAAAGAGGAAAUGCCCAUCUAUCGCGUGCAGUCUGCAGUUAACUCUAACAACUCAUACUGACUACAGUAUAAUAAAUGAGUAGAUUCUGUGUAUGCUAAGUAAAAGAAUGAUGAAUACCUUAAAACAUUUCCCCUGAGGCUGUUUACACUGAGGUGAGUACCUUCAAAAUAGGAAUUUUUUAAAGAAAUCAUAGCAAAACCAUUCUUUUUCUGUCUGCCUUAAAGAAAAUGAAAACUACUGAAAAGUUACCUGACUGUGACUGUGACUCAAGAGUCUCAUUAGCACCAAGCAAUGGAAGGUUUUCUUCUGUGACUGAGUUGUGAUAGCCCACAAGAUUUUUAAAGUUUUGCAUAAAGUCUUCAGCAGUUGCGACCACUAUCCCAUUAUCAGUAUAACUGGAAAGCACCUUGAUACUCUUUUCUAGAUUAAAAAAAAAAGUUUUAUACUCAACACUUGAAAAUAUAAAAUGAUGCCUGCCCCCAGCCCUCACAAAACCCUUUCUUCCACAUUUUCAGAACCGUGGCUUAAUACCCAACAUAGUCCCACAAAAUCUUUUUACCCACAUUCCUAUGUUCAUAGCAAAAAGCUUAAGAGCACCCUCUUUACCUGUUAAAAAGACUAUGUGUCGUUGCUGUAUGUUCUGAGCCUGAAGUCUGAUAAGGCAGUCCAAUUCUGGAGCAUUUCGAGUUUGUGAAUCACAAUUGUGGUAUGACAAAAUUUCAACCAGGUGUUUCUUCUGAUAGACAUUCAGAAGUGUCAACAGACUUAGAGCUUUAGCAUUCAAUCUGUGAAAUUAAGUAGUUCAAUAUCUGGAUCUGCAUUUCUGAUAUUUAGUAUGGAAGUUUUCACUUAAAAUUGAAACCAUAAUUUCUCAAUUGAGGCAACUAAUGACAACUGCAAUGCUUAUUAGCUCACUGUCUGACGUAGAGGUGCUUCUUAGGAGAGGGAGAACAGGAACUGUGCAACCCACGUGUAAUGCAGGGGCUCUCUGGGUGCUAAGCCUCAGGGCCAGCUAUUCAGGUUAGACUAAAAUCUCAACCAGCCAUUUUCCUUAUUCUCUUCAGCUUUACUAAUUUACAACUGUAGUGAAAGGCAUAUACGGACAAAAAAGCCUUUUCUUCAAAAAAUACGUGGUUCUAACUUAUUUCUGUACCUUCAGGCACAAGGCAACGUGUGGUAGAAAUUACUGGCUACUAUCAGGAAGAUGAAGGUACUAAUUUGUACAAGUUAUUCCUUUGGGCCUCAGGACUGCUGUCUCUUAUAUAAAGAUAAGACUUGCCCAAUGCCUGUUUCACAUGCUUUGAAGCUAAAACAAGUUUUUUAAAAAUGAAAUCUAUAGGGGGGCAGGGUGUAGCUCAGUGGUAGAGUGCAUGCAUGAGGUCCUGGGUUCAAUCACCAGUACCUCCAUUAAAAAAAUGAAUGAGUGAAUGAACCUAAUCACCCACUCCCCAAAUGAAAUACUAUAAAAAGUUAAAUACUUAUAAUUAUUUAAGCCCUAAUUAUGUGCCAUGGGAUAUCAAUAGGUAUUAGUUUAGAAAAUGCUGGCUCACAAAAUGUAAAACAACUCUUGGCUACAGAGUUUCUCAUAUCCUUUAAAUGUAAAUAAGUACUUUGUAUGGACUCUAGUAGGAUAUAUUAUCCCAAACUCAUCUGAAUCCAAUAAUCACUUGCAGAGCCUCUAAAUGUAACGAGUGCUCUAAGAAUCACUCGGAGAAGUGACUUCUGGGCAUGGUAGAAAUCAGUUAUAUAAAUGACUAUCCUAAUUACAGAUCCCCUUAUUAUGUCAAGAUUAAUCCUUAUCUCACAUGUUUGAUGUUACUAAAUUAACAAUUGGGAGAGGACCUGAUCUAGCUGACAUACACACAGUUCUGUAAGAAAGAAUGCUGAUUAUCCCAUUUUGAUGAUUAUUCUAAACCCAAGUGGCAAAGAUCAAACCUAUUUUAUCUAUAUAACUUAACUAGAACUUCAGCAAACCUCUACCUGAACAGGAGCACCACUUUCAAACAGGCUAGAAUAAUUCACUAUCUAAAACGUUCCCUUUACAGCUGGCUAAGGACAUCUGUGAAAACUACGUAGCAUCUAUAAUCUACAAACAUCCAGAAAAAGAGAACAAUUUUGUGAGCAUAAUGUUAAAAUCAACAACCCUUAUAUAGUUAUUUUUCAAACCUUACCUGCCCAGUUCCUUUAGCUUUUUCUGAAAUUUACAGUGGACUUUCCAUUGCCAUUUUCCUUCCGGAGUACUAAGUUCUUCGAGGAAUGUCAAAAAAUUUUUAAGGUUCUCUGUUAGAGACAAAGAAGUUCAUUUUUUAAUUCAGUAAAUAAGUCACUCCACAACUAAGCUGUGGAAGAAGAUUUUGUUGAUAUUAUUAUGUAGGAACACCUACUUUCCUAUGUAGUAGUAUUUUCUUUCUCUUUUUUUCUCCUCUAAUGGAGACAGAUCUGUAUACCCUCUUUCAGAUCUAACAUAACAUCUACACGUAAAAAAUAAAAAAGCGUCAAUAAUAACAAGCCUGAAGUAAUCCAAGUGCAUUAGGUGCAGAGAGCCUUGCUUUAUACCAGAUUUAGGGGAAGUUAUUCAUAAAGAGUAAGAGAAUGGGAAAGAAACCUGAGAUAAUAAAAGCUCACAAAAAUGGUGGAAAUGUACUAGUUAUCUGUGACUGGCAGAACGGACAAUACAUUAAAAAGUACGAGUGAGUCACUAAUAAGAAAAACCUAGAGAAGACAGAAGUCGCAUGCUUAAGAGAAUAAAUAAAUCUUACCAAUUGUGAUAACUUCUGGAUUUAGAAUGGAUUCAUCAGAAACAAUAAAGCCUCCAGAUACAAAUAAUUCAUUGUAUGUAUGAUUUUUAACAUCAUCCAGACUAUCAACACCAGCAAAACUAACACAAGGGAGCUUCUUUAAUGUCACCAAGCCAGGUACCUAUUUAAAUACAAAAAAAAAAAAAAAAAAGAA
Molecule: messenger RNA, 8540 nt
Organism: Camelus dromedarius (Arabian camel)
Lineage: Eukaryota; Metazoa; Chordata; Mammalia; Artiodactyla; Camelidae
Gene: CCDC66
Product: coiled-coil domain containing 66
Exons: 19
Coding region: 82-3024 (980 amino acids)
Biological process (GO): cilium assembly
Cellular component (GO): microtubule; cilium; photoreceptor inner segment
Molecular function (GO): microtubule binding
Source: RefSeq, a predicted model, not a curated record